This is a messenger RNA of Anarrhichthys ocellatus (wolf-eel), 5139 nucleotides long. RefSeq names its product Ras and Rab interactor-like (gene rinl). Bases 1060 to 3468 code for a protein of 802 amino acids. Gene Ontology annotation, biological process: vesicle-mediated transport. The transcript is spliced from 12 exons. The record is from RefSeq and is a predicted model, not a curated record. Gene Ontology annotation, molecular function: guanyl-nucleotide exchange factor activity; small GTPase binding. NCBI's taxonomy places the organism in Eukaryota, Metazoa, Chordata, Actinopteri, Perciformes, Anarhichadidae. Gene Ontology annotation, cellular component: cytosol; endocytic vesicle.
AACAGACUGUGUACAUGCACAACAUAACAGCUCUGCUGUUGAUUCUAAACCUUUAAGUGCUGCAGGAACACGAGAAGGAUUAAAAGACAAGAAUCGCUAUAAUAAGGUGUGAUUAAGUAGUUUCAUAGGAAACUAUUUGGGUUAUCUGGAAAAAAAAAAAGCAUGAAUUGUUGCAUCAUGAAAUAAAAAAGUACAUUACCAUCUGUAUAACAUACUGGAAAGCAAUGCAAAAAUCUUGCAAUAAAGUUGACCAGUGUAAAGCUGAAAAUGUUCUUUUUUUUUUAAUAAACUGCCAAUAUCUGCCGCUAGCAUGGCUCAAAACUAAAGAAUAAAUGAUGAGAACCUUAUCUAAAGAGAUAAUUCUUCAGGCUAACACCAUUGAGGUUAUUAGUUGGUUUUGCACCCUUUCAGUUUCAUUUGAUGCCAGCCGUGUUGGUCAUUGCCACUGGGCUGACUGCGGUGUUGGCAGGAAACGGAAAGAGCGGCACCGCUGCAUGUAAAAGGAAGGUGAUGAGACUUGCUAUGGAAACGCUGACCAAUAAACAACACCAUCUGCGGCCACCAUACCAACCUGCAUGUACACGAGAUACACCAGACAGUGAAACCCCUCAGUCUCUCUCAUUUAUAUCUUCUGCACGUUACCAUCGCUGACUGAUGGAGUGUUUGCAUUUCUUCCUGAGCUGCGAGAUUAAAAUGUGUAACAUUGAUGAUCAUAGAGUGGUAGUGAAGCAUUUCACACUUUAGAGUUCAUGCAGUGUGUUCUCACUGUUCACAGGGCUGGGUUAACCACAUGCCGGCCUGGAGGGGAGGGGAGGGCGCAGAUCAAACAUGAGCUCAACAGUUUCAGAUGAAAUUUGAAAGUUUAUUAAAAGCCUGCAAGAGACAGAAGAGCGCGGCAGCCGUACGACAGUUAGCUGAGUUUUGAAAAACAUUCUGCACGUUACGCCGGUAAACUUCUUGAGGAUGUACGUUUGAGGAGCAUGUGAACUUCCUAUUUUGAGCUCUUGAGCAACAUCUUGCAGAAAGGAAGAGUUCAAGAAGAUUGCAACAUGCGGAGAAAUGUGCCAACAGCGUAGAGGAGAGAAGAUACACGAGGCAGCCCGACACAUGGCGGUUCACAGUUCAGUCAACGGGACGACGGCCAUCCCGUGGAGGGGCAGCAGGAGGAGGCUGUCGCUGCUGGAGCAGCUGAGGGUCUGCCGGGAGGCCUGGUGCCCCAGGGCCCCCUGGGAUAGAGAGGGGGCCCACGCCGCUAUCUGUGGAACACCUGCCGGGAGUUUCCUGGUUGUGCAGAACUCUGAGACGUCUCAGCCCGGCCUGCUGUGUGUGUCUGCUGGAGGAGAGAAUGGAGCAGUUGUUGAUUAUAAUAUCAAAAGCACAGGCACAGUCUUCCAGCUGUCUGAGUCUCGUCUGUCUUUCUCUGACUUGGCUCAGCUCGUGCUCUUCUACUGUCUGACCAGGGAUGUGUUGUCUGUCUGUCUUUCCAUUCCUCACUGGAUCUACAGUGUAACCGAGCAGACCAAAGAUUGUCUCUCUGAACUUGAACCCAAUACUUGGCUCUGCACGUCGACUGACCAGCACACUGAUGAAAUGACCCAGCGGGAGCCAAGCAACGUAAUGUGCUCCAUACAGCUGACUUCCACCAACGGGGCCCUGUGCAUCAUCAAUCCCCUCUACCUUCAUGAACACGGAGAUGAUUGGCUGACCCAUCGAGCCACGCAGCCAUCAAAGUACAGGCGAGAGCGACGCCUCAGCUCCACCAGAACAUGGGCGGGGUCCGGGUUACAGAGCCAACGAGCCAUCUCGUUGGAUCAGGAGUCCUCCGCUGCCAGUAUGCAGAGUUCUGGUCUUAUCAGAGCCAUGUCUGCUGAUUCACCAAAUUGCCCACCAACCCCGUCAACCCCAGCUGUUCCAGAAGGGGUGAUUCUCAGGAGGCCCAGCAGAGAUUUGGCCUCCAGCCCUCUCCACAGAGCGAGCACGGGGAGCCUUCCUCCGUCUACUCCCUCCACCCCUGGAAGUUCAAAUACAAUAUUUGAGCUGCAGGACCAUGGCAGCCCGGUGCCUCAGUCUCCUCACAGGGUGUCCUGGAUUGAGGAUGGAUUUUGGCUGCCUCCGCCCAGGCCUUCCUCUUUGCUCCACCCCCCGUCGCUGGAGCUCGACUCGCUGUCGGUCAGCAGCAUGGAGGAGGAGCAGGAGUCCCAAGUGUCAAGCCCCACCGUGCACCACCCGUCCGCGCAUCGGUUGGCCGAGAAGGUCAUCCAUCGUCUCUCGGCAGUGGGCCAGGCUCUCGGCGGGCUGGUGAGUCAGAAGAAGAGACUAACCAAUCGCGUGCAGGAGCUGAGCGAGCGGAAAGGUGCGGCGUUUGCGGAGGCGGUGAAAGGGUUCGUGGAGAUGACGCUGAAGAGAGGGGCCGAUCCCGGCGGGCUCACAGGGUCAGAAUUCUUACAGGAAGUGAGGUCAUCGCUCACGUCCCUGAAGGAGACACUGUUGGACUACCAAGAAAUCCAGGCGUUGUUGGACAGCAUCACUGACAUGAAUGACUUAGAGACCGACUCUCUGCUCGAGCUCACCCUCCACAGGGUGGCUCUGAAGCCCGUCUCCGAACACCUCUACUCCUGCAUUUAUAUCUCCCGGACUGAUGACGGCAGCUUCGAGCGUCUCCACAGCAACAUGCUUGUGCUGGAAAAGAACAGCGUGGAGGAUCUCGGGGGGUCGGCGGGAGUUGGAGUUCCCGACGCUGUCAGCCUGGAGCGGAUCCAGCAGAGGUGGACUAGUAUGCAUGACGCCUACUCCCCAAACAAGAAGGUCCACAUCCUUCUCAAAGUCUGCAAGAGCAUCUAUCACAGCAUGAGUGCUAAUGCUAGCUCAGGUACAGCGUUUGGAGCGGAUGACUUCCUGCCCUGCCUCACAUGGGUGCUGCUCCGUAGUGACGUGGUUACCUUACACCUGGACACAGACUACAUGAUGGAACUGCUGGACCCCACACAGCUGCAGGGAGAAGGUGGCUACUACCUUACAACCCUAUACGCCUCUCUUUACUACAUCAGCAGCUUCCGGCCACGGCUGGCCGCCCGUCAGCUGAGUGUCGAAGCCCAACACUCUCUGAACCAAUGGCAUCGCAGGCGAACGCUGCACUGCAACCAGUCGCGACGCAGCAGGAACCGACGGACCAUUCGCAGGCAGGCGGGCCGGGACAAGCCAGCGCAGAACUCCGAGACAGACGCCGAGAGUAAAGAAAAGGAAAGUGGGAAAGAAAAUGAUUCUGUUAACAGUGAGGAGCCACAGCAGCAGAAGGAAAGCACCGCUGGGGCUCUGCAGCUGCUGAAGGAGGAGAUGAGCACAGGGCGAGGAGCUGAGGACGAAUCACAGGUGUCCUCCCCGGCAUCAGACUGUAAUCAGCGAGACGUGAUGAGGAGCAAACAGAUAGACAGACAGACUCUUCUCUGGAGACCAAAGAAAGCUUUUUAAUAAUGUCAUUAACACUCUGGUGUCGGUUGAUUAUGAAAUUAUGGUCGGGAGUCCUUCGAGGAUCCUUCUUAAGAUAAAUCUGAAGGAUUAGUUUAAAGGGAAAAGGAGAUUUUAGAGAGUUAACUUAAGCUUCCUUUUUCUUACAAAGUACUUAAUAUAUUUUACCUCUUCAGGAGUCUGACAAUCUUUCAGAUGGAGAAUUCAUAGAUGCAAAAAUCCCUGUCACACUGCCCAUAACUUGGGACAAAGGGGUCAUAAGUGCACACUGCUUCAUCAGGUUAGGAAGCACCGGCCUUGAAGUCAUAGUUUUAUUGUGAAGAAGAGAAGAGUUCAUAUAAAAGUAUUAUUAAUAUAUUCAUUUGGGAACAAACGAUUUUUUUGAAUAUGCUUUACUGAAACUAAUGUCAUUUUUGAUUUGUAAAUAUUAACAUGAAAGCAACAAAUGUGCAAAGAAGAGUGCAUUAAUGAAACCGAUCAAGUUUUGGUUCUCUCUUAGUACCAUUUACAGCAGCAACUCUUCAUGUGUUAUUAUUAUUGCAGGUCAUUUAACAGCACUUUUAUAUACAAUAUAGUGGCGAGUGGUUGUUAAAUAGCGGAUAAAGCAAACGGGUUCCCUUUAACCUCUCAUCAACCCUGAAGUUACGUCCAUAGCUGGUGAACUUAGUUUAGCAUUUAGCAGCUAAAGAUCCAGAUGUUUCCCUCACAAAACAGCUAAAAGAGAGUGAAUAUCGGAGGAACAUUUAUGUGAUGAGUGUGUCAUUCUGCUUGAUGCGGAGUUCUCCUGAAUAUAAUGCUGUUGUACCCCUUUGAGCUUUUGCCUUUCAUUUAUAUACUGUUUCUUCUUUGUACGUUUGUCAGGACUUGACAAAGACAAGCUCACUGGUUGGGCCACUAGAGGGCAGCGUUACACCUCCUGUGAGAUGUACAGUUUGUAUCCUCCAAUGUUUGCAUUCACAGUUGGCAGAAUAAUCACAGGUUUCUGUGUACUGUAUUUGUACUGGGAGAUAUAUAUUAAAUAGAAAAACAUAUGUUAAAUCUUAAAUACUUUACCUAUACAUUGCUUAAAGAAUACUAGCAUUUGUUGUGGGUUUAAAGAUGUCAAAAUUGAGUUGAAAUGACAAGUGUAGGAGCUGAAGUAGGUGUUGAAGUCAAAACACCAAAAGGAUUGAACGUAGGAGAUAAAGCUCUAGAAAAGCUGAAAUGUUUUUGAAGGACUUCGGCAGCCGAAGGAGCUGAAGGAGAGGCUGAGACACUUAAAAGUUCCUCAAGUUAGCGCUGAUAAAAUCUGAAGUGACAGUCGAAGCGUAAAGAAUUUAAGGCGGUGAAGUUGUCAGAAGUGAAGCUCUUAAAGGCGUUGCAGUGAAACAGUCGAAGCAAUGAAGUUGACUUAACUUAAAACUUAAAGUAUUUGAAGUUCAAGCACUUAAAGUAAUAACAUUUACUGUAAAGGAGUGGGAUGUCAUGAUUAUUGCUUUACUUGCCUCUUUUUAAAUAUAUUUAAAUAUUUUACCUACUGUUAAAUUGACUGCUCUUUUCUUUGUUCCUUUUUUUUUUUACUUUAAGCAGAUUUCUUUUAAUUACAGAUGUUUAGACACAGCAUGGUGGGGAGACAAACUGACAGUUGGGGUUUAAUGUCUUCAAAUAAUUGAAGUGGCAGUGAAAGCAACCGAA